UGCGCAAGACCUAAUGGGUGCCGGGACGCGGAAGCACUGGCCCUGCCGAAGCUCCCGCUUCGGAAGCGUGGGAGGCGGAAGAGAAAUCAGGUUGUAGAUUUUGGUCUUGGCCCCAGUAGCUACCCCUGGGCCAUUAUAAUCCGAGAGAGGAAAAGGAGGCACCCGGGGUUGAGGCGCCCGAGGGGCGAAUCCCUCCCCCGCACCUGUCCUCGAGGCUGAAGGGGGGUAGGGACGGAGGAAGCAUCUAUCCCGGGACUGAGAAGCCCCUGGGACCGGGUCCCUGAGCAUGGAGAACUGCACCAGGUCCCUGAGCAUGGGGAUCUGGUGCUCCCGAGGACUCCUGGCCGGGCCCUGCCCGGCUGUCAGGUCCUCGGUGCUAGCGUUGCCUGGGCUGCCGCGGCGUGUGUAAAUCAAACCGGACGCCGCCUGAAGUCCUCACACAGCGGGGAAAAAACAGCAUGCAUUCUGCCACUGCCUAGUUUCCUCCCUUCUCGUCUUCUCCCUCUGCCUUCCUCCCUUUCUUCCCCACUUUUCGCCCUUCUUUGCCGCUCCUGCACUCCUCAAGCCGCUGUCCACCUUUCCUCUUUUUCUUUUCCCUUUUGCCCUCCGCCUUUCAUCCUCCCUGCCUUCUUACUUGUUCAUCUCUCUCCUCCCUUUGUCGUAUCCCUCCCUCCAUCCUGUCUUCUUUCAUUUCUCUUCUUUUCUCCACGGUCUUCCCUCAUUGCCCGUCACCUUCCACCCAAUCUCCAUCCCACGCAACAACCCUCUUCUCCUCCUAAGCAUCUUCGCUCCCUCCUCCUCCUCUUCCUCUUUUACUUUCUCCGCCCCUAGCCCCCGCCCCCCAAGCCUCCGCCCCUCAGCCCCCGCCCCCAGCUGCCAGUCCCUAGCAGCGCAGUCCUGCAGUGAGUCUUCGGAGUCCAAAGCUAAGCACCAGGAGCUGAGCUGUAACCCGCUGUGCCUGCCUACAAGUCUCCGACAUGGCUCAGGAGAAAAUGGAGCUGGACUUUGAGCCUGACACAUCUGAUGGGGGCACCCUGAGGAGAUCCAACAGUGCUCCCCUGAUCCAUGGGCUCAGUGACCUUUCACAGGUUUUUGAACCUUACACUUUUAGAGGUCGGAGAAAUAGUACAGCAUUUAUGAACUACCACAGCUUGUUGUUGCUGUCAUCCUCACCUAAUCGUAUUCAUAAUAGCAGACUGCAUCAAAUCAAAAGGGAGGAAGGCAUGGGCAUGAUGAACAGAGAAACUGAACAUGAAAGGGAAGUGCAAGCAGCAAUGCAGAUAAGCCAGUCAUGGGAUGAGAGCUUGAGCCUGAGUGACAGUGAUUUUGAGAAGCCAGAGAAAUUAUACUCUCCAAAGAGAAUUGACUUCAUUCCAGUUUCUCCAGCACCUUCACCUACCCGAGGAUUUGGGAAACAAUGCUUUUCACCAUCCUUACAAAUGUUUGUGAGUAGCAGCGGGAUGCCACCAAGUCCCAUUCCUAGUCCAAGACGAUUCUCCAGCAGGCGGAGCCAGAGUCCAGUUAAGUGCAUCAGGCCCAGUGUUCUUGGUCCUCUGAAGAGAAAAGGUGAAAUGGAGACAGAGAGCCAGCCCAAGAGAAUCUUCCAAGGCACUACCCAUGUGCUACCUUCGGAUGCUACGAAAUUUUCUGAUCUCAGUUCAUGUUCUGAUAUGUUGGAUGCCAGUAGUAGCAGCAGUGGCUUGUCCUCAGGCUCACAGGCUACAGGCAGCGCUUCCGCAGAGUCUUCAGUAGCAUGCUCCAAUCCAUACUCUUCGUUCACCUUGAUGGAUGAUCUCUCACCCAAGUGACUUAACAAUUUUUGAUUCCGUAUUUUACCUGCUGUUUCCUACACAAGACAUUGAGUGAGGAACACAGGGAACUUUGAUCCAUACUGUGGGUUAAAGUUUCACAUUUCCACCAUUCUGGUGUUACUUGUUUUGGCAUCUCUAAAGUUCCAUUUUGCAAAUGUAGUGAUCUUACUAAUACCUGUGUUUUACUGAUCUCACUUUGGAUAUGGUAACUAAAUCUCAGAUGCUCAUUUUUUAUUGUUUAGAGGAUAUGUUUUUCUUAGUGCCUUGCCUAUUUUCAAGUGUAAACUUUUUGAAGAAGGCACUGAUGUGUAUUCUAUGCCAUGGUUUUCUUCCCCAGCAGUGAUAUGACAAAGUUGGUCAGAAAUUCUCUUGCUUGAGAGAUUUUUUUUGUUCUAUGUUGACUACAUAGUUUCCAGUCUCAUUGUUUCACAGUAAAACGUAAAUUGCUUUGAUUAUGUAAGUUUUUUUUUUUUUCCCCAUACAUCAGCUUCAAGUACAUUAUUUUGUUUCCCUUUCCUGUUUGAGCUGCUUACUUGCCAUUUCUCACUGAGGUGAAAAAGCACGUAGUUGCUUUCAUUACUACCUUUGUUGCUUACUUGUGUUGGAAUGUAUGAGGUGAGGACUGAUUUUCUGUGGAGAAUGCAAAUGGAUUUAUGGGACGCCUGUUUGUCAUCCCAUCUUUUCAUGACUUUGCCACCCCAGUUGUUAUUUCUCCCCACAAAUCUGUUGCACUAAGGAAUAUAUAUACUAUUGUUGGUAUUUCUAGGUGGUGUUAUCAAGGAGAAGAAAUCCCUGCCUUGACCAGAUGUGUGGAGCAUCUACAAAUGAAUGAAUAAUGUUAUUUACACACAAAUCACUGUACAAAAGCAUCCUCGGAGCCGUCUGAGUAUCGGGUGGUAUAGUGAGGCCUUUAGGUGCCUCGGGGUGUGUGGUUGUGCCGUCCAGGAUGUAUAUCCUGAAGUAGGGUAGAAAACGGGAUCUUUGUGGGUGUGUGAUUGCUACAUACUGCUUCAGCUGCUGCUUUUUCUGAUUUAUUUUUGUCAGUUGGAUUUGUUUGUUUUAUCGUGCUUGUUGGUGUUUUGGUUAUCAUGUUGCCACCAGAUGGGAAGCCAGUUCUCAUUAUUACCACGUUUUAGUAAGGGCAGUUUAAUAUUUGCAAACAUGCUUUUGGGAGCUAAAAAUGUCAUUGUUGUUCUGUAUUCUGUUUUUAAGAAACUGUUUGAUUGGUAAACAGUAUACAUGCUAAUAAGUAUAAGGUGUGCCAUAAAUUUUUCAGAUUUUAAAAGAAAAUUCUGAUUGAGCUAUUUAAGAAAGCUCAGCGUACUCUGUUGUCAUUCGUUAUUUAUUGCACUGUAUAAAGUGUCUGUUGUGAUAGACUUCUUAAGGUUCACCUAUCGUGGAUGGAUUGUCUGUGUUUAAUGUGCACAUUAAUCCAUUUUUAAGUGAAUGUAAGAAAAUGAAAACUACUGCAUUUGUGUCUUUGAAGGCAAAGGCCCUUGGAUUUUAAAGGAAAAUGAUGUGCUUUGAAGGCACUCACACACUCUGGCUGGAAGGGAAAGCCAUUCUCUUUCAAUUAUUACAGAGCAUCACUUAGCUCACAGUAGUUCUGUCACAGCAUCAGACAUGGCCUUUAUUUUCACUUGUUAUCAUAGCCAUAACAGCCAUUAGUGGCUUUAAUUCUCAUAUUGCUUUCACCUGGGCAAUUUCUGCAAGUCUUUAAGCCUAACACAUCUAUUAUGAAGAUUGUCCUUUACUAUGCCAUUUUAAAGAAAAAUUUCCUCCAUACUAUUUAGUGUAUUUAUUCUGUUUGUCAGAGAGCCAUUUUAAGAUAUGUCUCCCCUGUAAUGAUGAUAGGUGGUUUUGUCUUUCAGGAAAUUUAUCCACCUUCACUCUGAACUCUUCUUUGCCUUAAAGGGACACUUUUGGGCUCUAAUGUGGGUCUAUUAAGAAAUUACCUUAUUCAUGUGGUGAAUUUACAGUUUUAAACUAAUUCACUGUGGGGAGAAGACUAUGGAAGAGAUUAAAAAUUUUCUGAUGAUAUGAGAACUAGACUAGAUUAUUCACCUUAUUGUUUAAACAAAGGUCUUUUUGAGUUUUUAUUGUUCAAAUAGACUGGAUAGCUAAUUUUAUGCAGGGAUUGUUUUGAAAUAAACAAGAGAGGGAAAUGGUAACCCACAGAUUAGCUUUAUUGAUAGCACUGCUUUAUUUUUAUAUAAAAUCUAAUAUUUGAAGUGAUCAUUGUUAUACAGUCAGAUUCUUUCUUCUAAUAUAUAUUUCAGGCUUCUAUUUGAAAAGCAUAAGAGAUGAUACUUUAAGAGAAUCCUAUAUAUACUUUUUUGCUUCACUGACUUAUAUAAUCAUUGUAUUUCAUAACUAUUUUGGGGAUAAUAGUUUUGUGAAAUGCUGGCCUUGUGUAUAUCUUAGUAUGCAAAUUUAAUAAAGUA
This is a messenger RNA of Ochotona princeps (American pika), 4255 nucleotides long. RefSeq names its product PABIR family member 2 (gene PABIR2). Bases 978 to 1808 code for a protein of 276 amino acids. Gene Ontology annotation, molecular function: protein serine/threonine phosphatase inhibitor activity. The record is from RefSeq and is a predicted model, not a curated record. The transcript is spliced from 10 exons. Lineage: Eukaryota; Metazoa; Chordata; Mammalia; Lagomorpha; Ochotonidae.